AUGUCAUACACCAACGGAUACAACUCGAACCCUCACUCUCACUCCAACACACCUGCACCUCAAGAUCAGAAUAAUAAUGCUGCUGUCAAGGUACAACCUCUGUUAUGCUCGGGUCAUACUAGACCUGUGACCCAUCUAUCGUUUUCCAACUUACUCGACGACGGAACUUACCUACUGAUAUCAGCGUGUAAAGAUGGUAAUCCGAUGUUACGAAGUUGGUUGGGUGAUUGGAUAGGUACUUUCCUAGGUCACAAGGGAGCCGUGUGGUCUUCCAAGAUAUCGUUGGAUACCUCAAAAGCAGUAACUGGAAGUGCUGAUUUCACAGCUAAGAUAUGGGAUUGCAACUCCGGUGAAGCGCUUCACACAUUCUCGCAUAAUCAUAUAGUACGAUCGGUCGCUCUCAACCCACAACAGACCCCUCAGUACCUAUUGACGGGUGGUCACGAAAAGAAGAUCCGAUUGUUUGAUCUAGGUCGACCGGAUGCUGAACCUUUGAUACUUGGAAGCCGACCCGAUGGACUAUCUUGUGAUGGGAUUGUCAGGAGUCUGGUAUGGGAUGAGGGUUCUGGUGGGACGAUGGGUGUCAGUGCUUCGGAGGAUGGAUUGGUUAGAUGGUGGGAUCUUCGAACAUUGAGUCAAACAGGUCAACUAGAUCUUGGAGAAUCCAUCACAUCGAUGGAAUUGGCUCAUGGAGGUGGCACGUUGAGCGUUACCGCUGGGAAGAAGGUGCAUUUCUUGGAUAUCCUCAGACAACAUCCACCUGUCACCGUCGAACUACCCCACCCACCCACCUCCGCAUCCCUCCACCCCUUCGCCAGAGAUCGAUUUGUGGUUGGAUCAACAAACGAUCCGUGGGUCAGAGUGUAUGAUCUGGACUCUGGAAAGGAGAAGGAGGUGUACAAGGGACAUCAUGGACCUGUACUUUGUGCGAGCUAUAGUCCGGAUGGCGAGGUCUACGCGAGUGGGAGUGAAGAUGGUACGAUCCGUCUCUGGCAGACCAAUCCAGGCAAGUCCUACGGACUAUGGCAAACGCAGGACUAG
Kwoniella botswanensis is the source of this 1041-nucleotide messenger RNA. RefSeq lists its product as uncharacterized. The transcript has 8 exons. The record is from RefSeq and is a predicted model, not a curated record. Gene Ontology annotation, biological process: spliceosomal snRNP assembly. Gene Ontology annotation, cellular component: SMN complex. NCBI's taxonomy places the organism in Eukaryota, Fungi, Basidiomycota, Tremellomycetes, Tremellales, Cryptococcaceae. Bases 1 to 1041 code for a protein of 346 amino acids. Gene Ontology annotation, molecular function: protein binding; RNA binding.